CAUCGACUCAUUCCGCAGUAUUUGCAUUUAAAUAAUAUAGUGCGCAUGCUAAAAUCCUGUAAAAAAUUCAGAAUCAUAAGGCAAAUUUUAGGAAAGUUUUAGAAAGUAAAAAAAACUAUAAAGUGCGUCAAGCAAAAAAUGGACCAACCUUAAGUACUUUUGAUCUAAUGAUCGGAUCUGCACGUUAUAGGACUCAGUUUUAAUGGUUUGAGAGCGUAACCUUAAAUAUUCUAAAUAUUUAGUGCAGACGAUAUUUCAAGGAGCGAAAUCAGACACAAAAACGAACUUUCUCUGAAUAAACAUACCUUUUAUGACUGAUUCUAAUUUCUGACCCCCAAAACAUAGGGAAUAGCUGCAAUCUGCGAAAUAUGGUUCCAGUAGUUUGGUCAGAAGAAUAGUCCCCUUAAUUUUAAUUUUUGCAAAUUUUACCAUAUCUUGAAAACAUUUUAAGCCAAUUAAAAAGUUUAUGCACACAAUUAGGAAAUUCAAUGAUGAAAAGAUAAUUCCAGGCAAAACAUAAAUUUUAAGAAAGGAAUGUAGUGAAUGAAUAAUAAAAGAAAACAGACACUUCUGUCCAGAAUUACAGGAAACUACUUGCAUUUUUACAUAUUUUCGCCUAAAAUUAGCAUAAAGAAAAACAUUUUCAUGGAGACUGAUUUGUAAUUUCAAAAUGGCAACUUGGUAUGCACUUUUAAAAUAAACUUACAAACCAAAAGUAAAACUAGUUAUUACAGUUACAUUGCCAGAUAUAAGUAUGGAGAAUAAACGAAAAAUGAGUGUAGCAGUUUCAGAAGAUAUUAAUUAUGUGAUCAAACAAGGAAAACUUGAGGACUUUGAGAAUUUGAUAAAAAAUGGAAUGGAUUGUAAUGCUGUAGUUUCUGACGACAUUUGUAAGAAAAUAAUACACACCGCUGCCGAAUGUGGCCGCUGCGAUGUACUUGAAUAUCUCCUAAAAAAUAAAAUAAAUGUUAAUGAAACAAACAAAAACGGAUGGACGCCAUUACAUUAUGCAGCAAAAGGUGGACACUUAGAAGCACUUAAACAUCUAAUUGAAAAUGGUGCGGAUAUUAAUGCUGCCAGCUUUACUGGUGGAGCAAAAUAUUAUCAUAUCGCUGCUGGAAAUGGACAGAGAAAUAUUUUAGAACACUUUUUUAAUGCUGGUGGCUUAGUCAAUGAAAUUGAUAAAGACGGAUGGACAAUAAUGCACUAUGCAGCUAAUGGAGGUAAAUUGGAUAUCAUUGAAUACCUUAUGGACAAUGGCGCUAACAUUUACUCUGGAAGUUUCGACGAUGGUAGGAAACCUCUACAUGUUGCAGCCGGUAACGGUCACGAAACAAUUGUAAUGUUUUUCAUAAAUGAAGGCAUGAAUAUUGAUGAGACAGACGAUAAAGGUUGGACAUCGUUGCAUCACGCUGCAAAAGAGGGAAUGCUAAAAGUUGUUCAGCUGCUUUUAAAACAUAAAGCCAAUAUUCAUGCUGCAACAAAGGCUGGAGGCAAAGCCAUUCACUUUUCCGCAAAAGAAGGUCACAAAGACCUGCUAGAGUUACUUUUAUGUAAUGGAGCUAGUGUUGAAGACCGUGAUGCUAAACACGCCUGGACGCCUUUGCACUAUGCUGCAGGAAGGAGACAAUUAGAUAUUAUUAAUUACCUAAUUGCAAAAAAGGCAAACAUUUAUGCUAGAUCAAAUACUGGGAUGUCAUGUUUGCAUUAUGCUGCUGAAAAAGGUCAUGUUGAUGCCGCAGAGAUUUUUCUUCAGCAAGGUCUACGAGUUGAUGACACAGAUGAAGAUAACUGGACUCCUUUACACUUUGCUGCAAUGGAAGGUCACGUAAAAAUGAUCGAAUUUUUAUUGGAUAAGGGUGCCAGCAUGAGUUAUCACUGUAAAGAUGGCCUUAUAGCUUUCCAUGCGGCAGCACAAAAUAACCGAAAGCAAGUGAUAGAAUUUUUUAUAAGUAAAGGAGUUAGCACAAAUGAAAAAAAUGCUAAAUCUGGUUUGACUGCAUUGCACUAUGCUGCAUCACAAGGUUUUGUAGACAUUAUUAAGUUUCUUUUGGAUAAAAAUGCUGACAUUCACGCGUCAUCUAGGGAUGGACAAAAGGCUAUUCAUUCAGCAGCACAAAGUGGCCAGAUAAAAGCUGUAGAGUUUUUCCUUUUGAAGGGGAUAGACGUUGAUGAACGUACGGAACGAAACUGGACUGUUCUUCAUUCAUGUGUGAAGGCAGGGCAGCUAGAAAUGGUUGAGUUUUUAAUUAAAAACAGUGCAAAUUUGCGUGCAAAGACUAUUGAAGGUAAUAAUGUUCUGCAUUUAGCGGCAAAAUUUGGCCGUAAAAACAUUGUAGAAUAUUUUCUAAACAAAGAACUUGAUUUAAAUGAGCGAAAUACAAAAGGUUGGACACCAAUGCAUUAUGCUGCCUAUAAUGGUUCCGUAGAAAUUGUUAAUAUCCUUUUAAACAAAGGUGCUUUAUGUGAUGAGAAUUUCGGCAGAGUGGCUAAACCUCUGCAUGUUUCAGUAUUUCAAGGUCACAUAAAUGCUGUUAAAGCAUUUGUUGAAUUUGGAAUAGAUCCUAAUUCAUGUGAGCCAGGUGGAAAUACACCAUUACAUAUCGCUGCAGAAAAGAACCAACUUGAGAUUGUAAAAUAUCUUAUUGAAAAAGGUGCAAAUAUUAAUAUCAAAAAUUCAAAAGGAGAGAAGCCAAUCCAUAUUGCUGCAAAAGACGGUAAAAACGCUAUUAUUGAAUAUUUGCUUGAAAACGGAGUUUAUAUCGAUGAUACAAAUGAUGAUGAUUGGACACUUCUUCACUAUGCUGUUAGCAAUCUUCAUUUUGAUCUAGUUGAAUACUUAAUCAACAAAGGAGCGAAUAUUAGAACCCAAACUAAUGUUGGUGUUUCACCUCUAUGUUUAGCCGCUUUAUAUCGCCCACUUAGAAACAUUUACCGACACGUUUUCCAUGAUGAAGAUGAUUUUUAUGAGCUAAAUUAUCAAAAUAAAUGUGCUCAUCAAAAAAUAUUAGAUUUCUUAAUUCAAAAAGAUGGACUUAUCAACGAUGCUAAUUCUGAUGGACAGACGCCAUUACAUUACGCUGUCUAUGAAGCGAGUGGGGAAAAAGUACACCACAUCGUUGAAAUGCUUGUAGAUGCAGGUGCUAAACCCGAUAUUCAAAACAAGUAUGGAAAGACUCCUUUACACUUUGCUGUUGAAGACGAAAAUUUAACUGCAAUUAAAAAAAUGUUAAAAGCAAAACCUAAUUUAGACCUAUGCGACACUAAUGGCUAUACUCCGUUGCACAUAGCUUGCGAGAAUCAAAACACAGAAAUUAUACUACUUCUUUUGGAAGCUGGAGCUAGAUCUGAUAUCAAAGACAACGAUGGUAGGACAAUUCUCUUUUACUGUCUCAAUGAUUUCAUGAAUUUUGAUUGUGAACAUGAUGAGGAAAAUCAUAAUCAAGAUUAUAUUAAAAUUCUAGGAAAAAUUUCUACAUUUACUGAUAUUGAUGAUAAGGAAAAGAAGUCUGCUGUACACUUAGCAAUCGAGAAUGAUUGCGAAUUUGAGUUUUUGAAAUUUGUUUUAAAUUUCCAGAAAGACUUAAAUGUCAUGGACAUUAAUGGUAACACACCUUUAAAUUAUUUGAUUCAGGAAAAAGCGAUUUUCAAGGGUGACAAGUGCACUGAGUCUAUAAAGUUGCUUAUUUCGAAUGGCGCGUAUUUCAAACCUAUUGACUGCCGGAUAAUAACGGACAACCUUCAUCUGAAAGAUAUUCUUUUCACUGAUGUACAACUGUGUACAAGCUCUUUUUUAAAUAGGUUAAAUAACGAAGACUUGCCAAAACUGCAUAGUUCACCUUUAUCUGCUAGACUUCCACCAAUUGACAAAUUGAAAUUAAAUGUUUCUCGGCUAAAAACCGUAGAAAAAUGUAUCCAGAAUGAAAUACUAAAUAAGGGUUACUGUGAUGUAUACAAAAUAAUGUCUCCUUCCCUUUUUCUUUUAUCAUUAGCAAGUCUUGUAAAUUAUUGUAAUUUGUCAAAACAAUAAUUAUCUUGACUUCAAACAAUAAUCCUUACAAGAGUAUUAACAGACAUUCACCAGAUUUUGUAUAUCAUAAGAAUUUAUGUAUAUCAUAUUAAAUACUGUCAAUUAUGUUGAAAAAAUUUACAUUAAGUGUGCUCUAAGAAAUUUCAGAUCAAAUCGCAGAAAAAAAACAUCGACACUCAGGGUGCCUGUACUUUUUACCAUAAAAUCCAUUUUUACCAAAACAUGUCUCAGAAACCGUAAUUUUUACAGAAAUAAUUACCGUAAAAUCACUCACUCACUCUAAUUAUAUCAAUAUUAAUGUAAAAAUUACGAUGCAAUAUUUAUCCGUAAAAAUGAACUUUGCGGAAAAAUUAAUAUUACGGCUGUUGGAAGCUAAGUACCGGUAUUUUAUACCGUACUUUGAUCCGGAAUUUUUUACAGUGUAGAGUGUAUUUUUACAGUAUAAAGUUAAACAUUUGGUGAAAUUUUGUUCUGUUUGGGGAUGAAUAUCAUAUGCUUUUUUUUUUCCUAAUUUAAGUUUUCAUUAAUAAAAACCUGCUUUAAGAUUGAAAAAUAUUUCUUCCAUAUAUUUAAAUAGGGAAAAUAAUUGCAUUCACUCUGAACAUUUUCUCUUUUUUUAACUUUUAAUUUGGUUUAAAUUUGAUUUAAACACAUUUAAGUGAAAAGUCAAAUGUUUUGGUCACUUAAUACUUUAUAUAAUACUUUUAUAAUUUAUGAUGAAGUUAAUUUUUCUUUAAAUAAUAUGUUAAAUACAUAAAGAAUAAAUAUAAUCCUUUCCUAAAUUUUUAUUGAAUAUUUAAGUGUAACGUUGGGUUUACUUCAAUUAUUAAAAACCCUCACUUUCUUUGUUUAUGAAAAUCAUUUCAUGAUAUUUUUAAAAACUCCAGAUACUUUUACGGCAAUAGGGCAUACCGCUAACUAAACUAGAUGAAUUAAAUUUUGCACCUAUCGAUAUCUCAAAAUGAACAAAUAUGGACUUGGCACACAAUUCAGAAAAGGCUUUCAACAGCGGGUGUGAAAAUCGAUAAAAUAUCAGAAGCGAAUCAUCAUUUAACAAUAAUAGUUGAUACUAUUCAAUGUUUCUAAAUUCAAUUACCAGUUAUAUUUUUGAAAUUGUUAAUGAUCCGCGAACCGAAUUUUUCUUUCUCUUACAAAUGGAAUAUUUGCAUUUUCAUGGAAUUCAUCAUUAUAUUGUUUUAAAAUAUACGAUACAGCAAUAGCCAGGUACACUUUAACUAACGAUCAAUUAUUUAAAUUAAAGCGAAAUUUGAACACUUUUCAAUUGCUACGUGUUUCGAAAAAUUUCCCAGCCAUUCUAUUCUCUUAAAAAUUUAUUUUCAGUGCUAUAUCAUUUCUUUUGUCCAGAAAUUAAACUGAAUUAUGCAUAUGAAUGACUAUUAACUGUUAAAAUUUUUAUGCAGAUAUUCAUAAAAUUUAUAGAAAUUUUGUAUUCUACAAUUACAAUUUAUUUCACAAUUUUUUUUUUAAACUUUAAAAUUAUUUUAAUUGAUUUCGUAAAAAUUGUCAUUGAAUAUUGUUUUAACUGCUGAUAAUAUAAAUGUUUCAUAAAUUGCAAUUUUUUUUCAAUUGUUUAUAAUCGUUUGGUAUUAUAUUGAUGAUUUACAACUAAAAAAAUUUGCAAAAAACUAUUUAAAAUCACUGUUUAUUAUUAUUCGGUAAAAACCACGAAUCUUUUAAAAAUGUAUAUAUAAUUUCUUACGCUUUAUUAUUUCUGAAUUAUUAGUUAUUUCAGAAUUAUUUUUACCAUUUUUCAGAAUUUUUGAUACAAAAUGACUUCAAAAAUAUGAAGUCUAAAAUAUAAAAAGAUAGUAUAGAAUUCAGCACAUUUAAGAAUGUUCAACUGUGCUCCAAAUUCAUAUAUGUAGAAUAUAAAUAUCAGGUUUUGUUGAUAACAAUGUAUGGAAACAUAGAAAUUUCGUUUCUCGUGUAUUUUUUGUCAUAAAAUUGGUAUUUUAACCCUCUUGGUGGCGCUUACUUGAAAUAGUUUUACUCUUAGAUGGGCAAACAUAUUUAAAGGAGUUCCCCCUGAAAUGGGCAACGGUCAGACAAAAGGAAUGCCUCCCCCCUUUUCUUCCGUUUGCUGUUAAGGGAAUUAUUUACGCUCUAUGUGGUCAGCUUUUGGAUGGGAGGGUCAGCCAAGGAAAUGACAGUUUGAUGGAUGAAUUUCGUUUUCUAGUUCACUUUUCAACUAUCUUUUUUGAAUCCUCCUGCAAUUCAAUGUUUGUUUUUAGAAUGUUUUAAUAUUUUUACAAUUUAUAUUUAAAAGACAUGACUGUAUGGUCCUCGCCCUUCUCAUUGAUGAAGAUUGUUAGGCAAAUUUUAUUCCAGUUUAAGACAAAAAUAAAAAAUUAAUUAAUAAAAAAUUAUAAUAUGAAUCUUGAAAUAAAAAAAAAAAUAAAGUUGAAAAUAAUUUGUAGUUUAAGUUUCUUUCUUUUUUAUUAUUAAAUUUACAUUGAUUUAGUGCUUAUCAUCACUAUGCAUAUUGUUUAUAACUACUUUUAAGAUCCUUUAAUUUUCUAUAAUAUUUAAUUUUGCAGAGUGGCAAUCUUUUUCUUUUAUUUAAUCUAAACCAUGAUCAUUAUCUUCUUUUCAAGUUAUAUAUUCUCUGAUUUGGAAAGUAUAUAAUUUUAAAUAUAAUUUUAACAACAAUAUUCAAAAUGUAGUCACUUGUAAUUUUGAUUCGUGUUAGUUUAGCUCUCUAAUUUUUAUAAAAUUAAUGCUUUUUAACUCCUUAUGUAUCAAAUAAAUUUCAUUAUAGUUUAUAAAUAGUAAUUCCAUGCAGAAACUGGAAAUUUUACACUAACUGAGUAAUUACCAUUAUUAUUUGCCUCAUUACAUUUUGAAAAGUUCCAGUCAACUAUCAUUAUUUUUAAAGAAAUGACAUGGCUUGAUAGCCUUUGAUAAAAUACUUAACUAUUGAAGUCUGAAUAAAUCUUUGUAAAUUUUUGCCCUAUAAAAUUUUAUUCUUCCAUUAAGGAUUAGUAAACUGAAGUAGUAUUUGAAGUAGCAACUGAAGAAGCACAUUUGUAGCUUUUCUUAGAGAGAAAAUAUAGUUAAAUUUUUUCUUCCUAUUUCUCUGCUGCUUGAUCUUUAUCGAUAAUUUUUCCAAAAAUUUUGGUUUUAUAACGCAUACGCCAUCAAUUAAACAGAAUUGUUUAUUUUUAUUUAUAUAUUUAUUUUAGUUGACAUUUUCCUUAUACAGUUGCCCCACUUAAUUGCAUAACUGAUAUUUGAAUAACCCGCUUGCUUAAAGUAGUAGAAAUUUUGAGAACCAAGAUAUAUUGUAUAGAAAAAAUAUUUAAAUUUCCCCCGGGCAACUAUUUAAGAUUUUUUAUUAUCGCAUAGAAACCUACCUAAAAGGAAAAAAAUUUGCUCAUUUAAAGUAUUUUUUCGCUGCUCGGAGUGUAUAUAUAUAUAUAUUAAAUGCCAUUAUAUUCCACUUAUAUGGCAAAAGCUGCUUUUCUCUCGCUAUUUCUGAGGAAAAAGCAUAAAAUAACUGAUAUGAUAUGUUUUAAAUCAAAUUGUUAUGAAUCAACUUGUUUUAACUAAGCUGAUAUUUUUGAACUGAUGCUUAUAAACUGAUAUGUUUGAAUAUAUGAAAUAAUAUGUUUUAAAUAAAUAUUGUUGGUAAAGUUUUGAUAUAAGUUUUUAAAUUUUUAAUAAUUAUUUUUGCAAUCUCAUUUCGAAAGCAAUAUAAAUGGUUUAUUAAAAUAUGCAAACUUUA
Parasteatoda tepidariorum (common house spider) is the source of this 7775-nucleotide messenger RNA. RefSeq lists its product as uncharacterized. The record is from RefSeq and is a predicted model, not a curated record. Gene Ontology annotation, molecular function: protein binding. NCBI's taxonomy places the organism in Eukaryota, Metazoa, Arthropoda, Arachnida, Araneae, Theridiidae.